AUGAGAAAGGGAAUAUUUUCUCACAUCAUCGAUAGGAUCGCCGGGGUUCCACACAGGAGCGUUGCCGCAAUUCCAUAUGGGCAGUGGUUUAGUCUCUAUGUGCAGUGUUUGAAGGCUCAUCAGCGAAACACUGCAGCAGGGAGAGAUGCCAAUGAGCUGAAGGUUGCACGCCAAAACCUGGAUGUGUCGCUUCUUAGCAGCGUGGUAUCGCAGAAGUGGACUGAAGUCAUUGUUCCGAGUGACGAUAAGUGUGAUGCUCGUCAACCGCGAUCAUCAGUCGGAAACGUGUUGUGGUGGCACGAGAGCGCUGAGGGUGCAUGGCUCAGCUCCAACAAUAAAAUCCGUGGUUUGGAACUGGUAACUACGUCAUUUUUGCUUGAGCCUCUUCUUGCAGGUCGCUCCAUCGCUGCAUGGACAGAGACAGUGCAACAAUCAAGUGCCGCCGGUGGUCCGCUAAUGCAGAAUGACAAAGGGCAACCGAGUUUGUCACCUAACAAGAGUGGAGUGUUGGUAGUAGUGGUGCCGUUCUCAACUCUCUUCCAACUACGUGCCGAAGCUUACCCACGCGCACAUACAGCGUCAGCAGACGGGGAGAACACCCAGCAGAGGCAGUUAUCCCUUCAGGAACGCAGAGCGCGCGUGGCCGUAUUAAAUUCCCUGCAUCAACUUAUGGAGCUGCAGUGCAACAGCAACAACCGUUGGACAAAUGUGGAAUUUGCAAUAUGGAGUCCUGUGUCUGAGUUCGACGCGAUAAUGCAUAUAUCGCAGGUACGCCUAAGUCUUCCAGAUGCAGCGAAAAAACGCAUCACACUGGAGACUGUAUGCGAGUGCGAGGCCACUCGCUCUGCAUACCUGGCGCAUUACUUGACCCUUACAAAGAAAAAUGUGCCCCUCGCGGUGCUCGCGCCUCAAUCUCGGCAAACAGAACUGCAGCAGGUGCCUAUCACGAACAGCUGUGUCAGGGCGCAAUCGGCCUGUGAAUCGGAAGUGAGACGACAGGGCCAUUUGAAGAGGAGCACUGUGCACAGACAAGCGGUCACUGGAUGUAGCGAACUAGUCAGACGUAUGGCAACGCGUGAGGAGAACCUACGGCAGAUUAUGAUCCCUUGA
Trypanosoma brucei brucei TREU927 is the source of this 1110-nucleotide messenger RNA. RefSeq lists its product as hypothetical. The record is from RefSeq and is a predicted model, not a curated record. The transcript has a single exon. Lineage: Eukaryota; Euglenozoa; Kinetoplastea; Trypanosomatida; Trypanosomatidae. Bases 1 to 1110 code for a protein of 369 amino acids.